Molecule: messenger RNA, 1815 nt
Organism: Akanthomyces muscarius
Lineage: Eukaryota; Fungi; Ascomycota; Sordariomycetes; Hypocreales; Cordycipitaceae
Exons: 4
Coding region: 1-1815 (604 amino acids)
Biological process (GO): proteolysis
Molecular function (GO): serine-type endopeptidase activity; tripeptidyl-peptidase activity
Source: RefSeq, a predicted model, not a curated record
AUGAAGCUGAACGUCCUUGUCCUCGCCGCCACGGCCCUGGCCGCGCCGGCCUCCAAGAUGGUCGUCCACGAGUCCAGAGACGCAGGUCACGUCGGCUACACCAAGGGCGCUGCUGUUGACACCAACACCAAGGUUCCCGUCCGCAUCGCUCUCAAGCAGCGCAACCUGGACAAUGCCAUGGAUCUCCUCAUGAAGGUCUCCGACCCCAAGUCUGCCGACUACGGCAAGCACUACUCCGAGGACCAGGUCGUGUCUACCUUUGCUCCCGACGCCAAGUCCGUCGAGGCCGUCAAGGCGUGGCUCGUCUCCAACGGCAUCUCGGCCGAUUCCAUCAAGCAGAGCCAGAACCAAGGCUGGCUGACCUUUGAGACGACGACCGGCAAGCUCGAGUCUCUCCUCGACGCCAAGUACAACCAGUACAGCCACCCGACCCGCAAGGGCACCUACAUCGGCACCGACGAGUACAAGCUGCCCAGCGCCGUCGCCGACCACGUCGACUUUGUCCAGCCCGCCGUCGCGCUCGCCGCGCAGACCAAGAUUGAGCGCCGCCUGCCCAAGGUGCCCUUCUUCCCCAUCAACGAGGCCCUGACCACGUCGGCGUCGACCUGCCCCAGCCGCAUCACCCCGGCGUGCCUGCGCACCAUGUACAACUUCAAGCAGGGCACCCUCAAGGACGCCUCCAACGACCUCGGCAUCUACGAGGAGGCCGGCGAGCAGUUCAUCCAGUCCGACCUCAACACCUUCUACGCAAAGUACGCCACCAACGUCCCCAGGGGCACCGCGCCCAAGAACGCCCCCAUCAACCAGCAGACGGGCACCCAGGACAGCGGCGAGGCCGACCUCGACUACGAGAUGGCCGUCCCCAUCAUCUACCCCCAGGGCACCGUCAACUACGAGGUUGGCGUCCCCGACGACGCCCUGAGCUUCUUCGACCCUCUCCUGGAGGGCCUCGACGCCUCCUACUGCAACGACAGCGGCGAGUGCGGCAAGUACAAGGCCACCAACGUCAUCUCCAUCUCCUACGGCGUCGAUGAGGCCGACUUUACCGCCAGCUACGUCAAGCGCCAAUGCAACGAGUGGAUGAAGCUUGGUCUUCAGGGUGUCUCUGUCCUGAUCUCCUCUGGUGACUCUGGUGUUGCCAGCCGUGAGCGUGAGUGCCUGGGUAACAACCAGGACGUCUUCGUUCCCGGCGUCCUUGGCGGCUGCCCGUACAUCACCUCCGUGGGUGCCACCCAGCUCCCCGCCGGAUCCAGCCCCGGCGACGCCGAGACUGCCACCAUGCAGCUCUUCUCCUCUGGUGGUGGUUUCAGCAACGUCAACGCCGCUCCCGACUACCAGAAGUCCGCUCUCGCUACCUACUUCUCCCAGCACGACCCCGGUUACGACUCGUACAACACCACCAACGGUGUCAUCCCCAACAACGGUGGUAUUUACAACCGCGCCGGCCGUGGCUACCCCGAUGUCUCCGCCAACGGUCUCAACGGUGUCGUCGUCGUCAACGGCCGCGAGGGCACCAGCGGUGGUACUUCCCAGUCCGCCCCCAUUUUCGCUGCCCUCAUCAACCGCAUCAUCAACGAGCGCAUCAGCGCCGGCAAGAAGGGCCCUCUUGGCUUCCUCAACCCCACCCUCUACCAGAACCCCGGCAUGUUCAACGACAUCACCUCUGGCGACCAGCACAUGGGCGGCCCCAAUGGUGACGGCGCCCCCAGCGAGUGCGGCAACAACGGUUUCUCGGCCGUCCAGGGCUGGGACCCUGUCACUGGUCUUGGAACUCCCAACUACCCCAAGAUGCUUUCCGUCUUCCUCAAGAACUAA